UUUCAGAGCCCGCUCAAAACAUUUUCGAAACCUCUUCUUGGCGACUGGCCCCAUUUCUCUCAGCCACAGUUCUCCACCGUCAACAACCACUCACUGCCAGCGACGCAACGGAGGUGGAUAGCCUUUGUUCUCUCCCACACGCACAUCCCUCUCUCUCUGCGAAGCGGAACAACCAGCAUUUCUGGGAUUCCAAAUCUUGCGUCGCCGCCCACCAUCACCGUACCCCGCCGAGCCAAGCCGCCGACGAACGCCAACAUCCCCAACCACCGCACGCUGCCUUCUCGUCGCAGAAAGCAAGCCAAGCCAAAACUAUAGACUCUGGAAACUGAAAAAGAAAAAUCGAGAGAGAGAGAGUUGAACUCACUGCUCGCCAUUGCGUAAUCGAAUGGCGAGAAUCAAACAUUCAGCUAGUAAGAAAGCGAGUAAGAGAGGGCGCCCAAGAAAAUCAGGUUCUGGAAUGCCCUCAUCAGCAUCGCCUGGUCCGAAUACUCCUCCUGGUGGAAGCUCAAACAGAACUGAAAGAGGUUCUCCGCGAACUCCGGGAACACAGAGCCAGAAAAAGAAGCGACGAUACAGGCCAGGAACAGUGGCUCUUCGUGAGAUUCGUCAUUUCCAAAAGACUUGGAAGCUGCUCAUUCCAGCUGCUCCUUUUAUUAGAGUGGUAAAACAAAUAACCUUUCAAUUCUCUCAUGAUGUUAAUCGUUGGACACCUGAAGCGUUAGUAGCACUGCAGGAGGCAGCAGAGGAUUUUUUGGUCCAUCUAUUUGAAGAUGGAAAUCUAUGUGCAAUUCAUGCGAGGCGUGUAACUCUGAUGAAAAAGGAUUUUGAGUUAGCCCGUCGGCUUGGAGGGAAAGGAAGGCCAUGGUGAGAGUGUUAUUACCAGUAACCAGAAACAUCACAACUAAUUGUAAACAUUUUAAUGUGAAUUUGUGAUUGUUCUUUGAUAGCAGUUACCUUGUUUUAGUUAUAGUACUGAGAAUUAGGAAGUAGGAAGCACUCUCACUGUCUUUGACAGGAUGCAUUAUGAUCAAGUGUAGUUGCUUGAUCAUUAAGCAUGUGAUGAGAUGCUGGACUGUAAGAUUCUAAGUAAAGUUAGUGAGACGACAUACAGAUUGGAAUGUCAAAAAUGUUAAGGCCACCAUGUGUGUGAUAUACAGAUGAUGUCUUACACUAUUCAUUU
Molecule: messenger RNA, 1180 nt
Organism: Corylus avellana
Lineage: Eukaryota; Viridiplantae; Streptophyta; Magnoliopsida; Fagales; Betulaceae
Gene: HTR12
Product: Histone superfamily protein
Cellular component (GO): nucleosome
Molecular function (GO): structural constituent of chromatin; DNA binding; protein heterodimerization activity
Source: RefSeq, a predicted model, not a curated record